This is a messenger RNA of Microtus oregoni (creeping vole), 2872 nucleotides long. It is a transcript of the gene Ankrd23, whose product is annotated as ankyrin repeat domain 23. Gene Ontology annotation, biological process: positive regulation of transcription by RNA polymerase II. Lineage: Eukaryota; Metazoa; Chordata; Mammalia; Rodentia; Cricetidae. Gene Ontology annotation, cellular component: nucleus. Gene Ontology annotation, molecular function: protein binding; transcription cis-regulatory region binding. The record is from RefSeq and is a predicted model, not a curated record. The coding region runs from base 23 to 994 and encodes 323 amino acids. The transcript has 9 exons.
GCGGUUGCAGACACCUUUAGUCAUGGCACCCAAGGCAGGAAGAUCCGUUGGAGCUCUAGCCAGCCAGAGCUACAGAAACCAUGUCUCAAAAAAACCCCAGGUAAGUGGAGAAAGAGCUGAUAGGAAAGUGUUGGAGUUUGGACAUAGAGUUCCCGAUCCUGGAGGCUGGCCUAGGGACUGGAGGCUGGGACCCCAAGAGGCCGUGGCCCGGGAGAAACUGAAGUUGGAAGAAGAGAAGAAAAAGAAACUGGAAAGAUUUAACAGCUCCAGACUGACUCUGGACAAUAUGAAAGACUUGGAAAACUUGCUUCAAAGACGAAGAGAAAAGCGACUGAGACACAAAGUCCCCCCCAGGGAACCUGAGCCUGUGGUUGAGCCGCAGCCCCAGGUCCCACUGGAGCCAGUGGACCUGGACACGUUCCUGAAGGCAGCUGCCGAGAACCAGGAAGCCCUGAUUGACAAGUACCUGACAGAUGGAGGGGACCCCAAUGCCCAUGACAAGCUCCACCGCACAGCCUUGCACUGGGCCUGUCUGAAGGGCCACAGACAGCUAGUGAACAAGCUGCUGGCGGCAGGGGCUGCUAUAGAGGCACGGGACUUGCUGGACAGGACGCCUGUAUUCUGGGCCUGCCGUGGAGGACACCUGGACAUUCUCAAGCUGCUGCUUAACCAGGGGGCUCGGGUCAAUGCACAGGACAAGAUCUGGAGCACCCCUCUUCAUGUAGCAGUGCGCACGGGCCACACUGACUGCCUGGAGCACCUCAUUGAGUGUGGCGCCCACAUCAAUGCACAGGAUAAGGAAGGGGACACAGCACUCCAUGAGGCUGUGCGCUAUGGGCACCACAAAGCUACGAAGCUGCUGCUGCUCUAUGGAGCCAAGUUGGGCAUGAAGAAUGUGGCCUCCCUGACACCAGUGCAGCUGGCACGAGACUGGCAGCGGGGUAUCCGGGAAGCACUACAGGCCCAUGUGGGGCACCCCCGUACCCGGUGCUGAUGACUUUGACCUGUGGGUCACUCCUAACUACCAUUCCACACCCACUUUCCCACCCACCUCUAAGUGGUUCUCUGCUCCAGUCCCUGAUUCCACUGGCUUUGCUUCUUUGCCUGAGGCAGCAGGUAGAACAGGCCCCCUGGGUAUCAGUGAGGGAGACUGUCACAGCUGGAGCAGAACCAUAAGCAAGAAGUGGAUCCAGACAAGGGCAAAAGCCAGAACAGGAAGUGAACAGACCGGCACUACCCACAGCUGGGUCUAGGCCUCUGUCUACCAAUCCUUAGAUCAGGAGACUGGCCUUGGCCUGUUCUGUAGAGAUUCUGUGGCCAGCAGCUGCAGGGUACAAGAGAAGAAACAGGCUACCUAAGUGCCAGGCAUUGGUGCAGCUCACGCUAUCCUUUAGGUGGAGUUUCUCCAGGGACUCCACUCCUAUCAGCAGCAACCCUGAGAGCAUGUGGAGUAGUUCUAGGCACCUCAUCUCCAGACUCUGGGGGUGGUUCUGGCAGGCUGAGGGGCAUGACAACAGGAUCGCAGCCCCUCGGAUGUCAGUACCUACCAGGUUGCCCCAGAAGCUGGAGACUGGUGGACUGGAACUAGUGUGUACUCUGGGAACGCUCCACCUAAAGGGCAGCUCUGCUUAUUUUAUGUGAGGGUAGGGUGCCAGGUGCUGGGGAUUGCUUGUGGCCCACUCAACUUUUGGGGCGGCGGCCCGCAGCCCUAGCUUACCUAAGGCUCUAUUGCCCCCUGGUACUGGGGAAGCACCUGAACUAAGCUCUGUGCCCUGCACACUGAGUCGAGCACCUUGCUGUAGGAUAGUCACAGACCCAUGCCACCUGGUAGUGUAAUGAGGACUUCACACAGGCACAUGCUCCUUCCCCUUCCAGCUGUUUCCAGUUCACUGGUGCACUUGUACUACUGGCAGGGCUGGCCCCUAAUAUGCCGGAAAGUUGACGCUGGGCCCUCCACUGAGGCCACAGGCUGAACAAAGGGCUAAAAGGUGAAGGCUUUGCCUCCCUCACACAGCUCUGAGCUGACGUUCAUUUUGGCAGCCUCUGCCCGUUACUAUGUGAAAGACUAGUGCUCCCUCCUAAAGGCACAAACCUUUCUGUGGGCAGGCCCUGCCCUGUUGUGACACAGUGGGCACCUAGACAACCUGUGCCACGGGCAAGACAGACAUUCAAGACUACUCAAUAUGACGACCCCUCAGAAAUGAGGACACUUACAUGACACACAAAGCUACCUUUUAUACAGGACACUGUUUUCUCAUUAAACUGACUAUCCACCGCAGCCGAGUUGUCUUAUGGGCACUGGGAGGAGGCAGUGCAUCGGGCUACAUGGAAACCAAACCAAAGGCCUUGUCACCCUCCACUACAGAGAUCAGCGCAACACUCAUGUCACCAAAUGCAAGGCAUGCCUUACACACAUCAGGGAGCGGGAGGAGAGGGUCCUGGCGCUGGCUCUCAUGUUCUGGACCCACAGUUUUUAAAAGUCCUGAUGUCGGCUGGGUAUGAUGGCACAUACCUUUAAUCUUGGCACUUAGGAGGCAAACCUAUCUCUGAGUCCAAGGCCAAUUUGAUCAACAUAUUGAGUUCCAGACCAGCCAGGGUUACACAGUGAGACCUUUUCUGAAAAUCCUAAUGUCUAAUGUUACUAGGUCAGAAGCCCUGGAAGGAGGAUCCAAGUAUUAGUUGAGGACAUGGCUAUCUAUAAAUACCAGCAAAUUGUAAGGAUGUCUAGGUAGGUGAUGGGUGAUAAAUACCUACCUUAAUAUUAAUAGUCCAAGACCUCAUGACACAAUAUAAACAAAAUUCUGUUUCUCGCUAAUACCAAUGAACAUUAUGAAUACAAAAAAAAAUAGUACAACUUUUUUUUUUUUUUUUU